This is a messenger RNA of Coprinopsis cinerea okayama7#130, 1568 nucleotides long. Its product is annotated as Rah1. Gene Ontology annotation, molecular function: ATP binding; ATP-dependent DNA damage sensor activity; double-stranded DNA binding. The coding region runs from base 21 to 1052 and encodes 343 amino acids. The record is from RefSeq and is a predicted model, not a curated record. The transcript has 6 exons. Lineage: Eukaryota; Fungi; Basidiomycota; Agaricomycetes; Agaricales; Psathyrellaceae. Gene Ontology annotation, biological process: DNA strand invasion; DNA recombinase assembly; reciprocal meiotic recombination. Gene Ontology annotation, cellular component: condensed nuclear chromosome.
CACAUUCACAGCACGCAGCAAUGUCCCAAGGAUACGACGGUUCACAAAUUCCCGAAGGCGAUGAGGAAGAUUAUCAAUUCAGUGGCCCACUACUCGUCAACAAACUACAGGAGGCUGGGAUUCACGCAAACGACAUCAAGAAGCUAGCAGAUGCUGGCCUGAACACGGUCGAGGCAGUCGCAUUCACUCCCAAGAAGAACCUGCUCGCUAUCAGGGGUAUCUCUGAGCAGAAGGCCGACAAGAUUUUAGCAGAGGCCCAGAAGAUUGUACCGCUGGGCUUCCAAAGUGCGACUGAGGUGCACGCGAGGCGGUCAGAACUGGUGCAUAUAACAACUGGAUCGAAACAGCUGGACGCACUGUUGGGAGGUGGGAUUGAAACUGGAGCCAUUACUGAACUCUUUGGCGAGUUCAGGACAGGAAAGUCCCAGAUAUGUCAUACGCUUGCUGUGACAUGCCAACUGCCAGUCAGCAUGGGAGGUGGUGAAGGGAAGUGUCUAUACAUUGACACCGAAGGGACGUUCCGCCCUGUGCGAUUGCUGGCUGUGGCGGAAAGGUUUGGUCUGAACGGAGAAGAGGUUUUGGACAAUGUGGCAUACGCUCGUGCAUACAACGCCGAUCAUCAACAAGCUCUACUCACUAGCGCCAGUGCUCUCAUGUCAGAAUCACGGUUUUGUCUCCUAAUCGUCGACUCCUGUACAGCACUCUACCGUACGGAUUUCAGUGGUCGUGGCGAGCUCUCGUCACGUCAAACCCAUCUGGGAAAGUUCCUGCGAACUCUUCAGAGACUAGCUGAUGAAUUUGGUAUCGCUGUGGUGGUGACCAACCAAGUUAUGUCGACGCCGGAUGCGGCGCCGGGCCCUUACGCUGGGAACGAGAAGAAGCCCAUUGGUGGAAACAUCAUGGCCCACGCAUCGACCACGAGAUUGCAACUGAAGAAGGGUCGUGGAAAUACCCGUGCUUGCAAGAUCUACGAUUCCCCUUGUUUGCCAGAGUCCGAGACCACGUUCGCUAUUCUGCCAGGAGGUAUUGGAGAUCCAGAGGAAGAAUCCUAGUGCUUCGUUCCUAGUUCGAUUAUUCACUGCUACCAUUACUGUACAUACAUUUGCGACUGCGAUUAAACAUGUGGAAUGCUGAGAUGGGUUCUAUAUAGUUGCAAGGGAUGGAUUCCAGUUGAAUGGUGAGGGAUCCCGUUGAGUGGUAUCCGGAGUAUGCGCAGGCAAAACUACGUACAGACCGUCCAUGUCGGUUUUUGAUAACUGGAGGGGGUUGGGCUAAGCAAGGAAGCGAGUCAAGAUGUUCGCAUCGGUGUUGUUGAUUCGUUCUUUGAGGGCGGCCCAGUCGUCGGUAGUGCUGACGUUGGAGAUAUCGGCCAUAACGUAUGCAAUCUCGCCCUUGGAAUCCGAGUACUGCUUCUCGACGUUGUAUGGGGACAACGCGUCGUUGACCUGUUUGAGGACACCAGGCUGGUUCCUGUGUACAUGGCAGAUACGAAUCUGGUUUUGCUGGUCCUUGGUGAUGGCACGCAAGUCGACUUCCGGGAAAUUGACUGCACCGAUGGUGGAACCGGU